AUGGAUAAAAGCAUGCCUACUCCUCCAAUGGAGGACAACAUCAAACUGUCUACUGGUGUAAGGAGGAAUACGACAUCGAGUACAAAGUCUGUAAAACCAGUGCAUCGAAACUCGAAACGAGCGAGUCAGACGUCGCAUUCCCCGAUCCAUGAUCAUGCUCCAUUAUCACCGCAUGGCAACGGGAUGGACAGACACAAAAGAGUUUGGAAAGCAUGUGAGAGGUGCAGGCAAAAGAAGACAAAAUGCGAUGGAGAGUUUCCUUGUAAGAGGUGUAAGGAUGAUGGUCUCGUAUGUACGGCAGGUACAAGAAAGAAGACCGAGUAUAAACAACUACCUAGGGGUUACGCCGAAGUAUUAGAAAACACCCAGCUUGCGCUUAUUGCUACUGUUCAUAAGCUUUAUGCCAUGAUGCGGAAUGGGCAACAAUGGGAUCUCGCCGAACCUGAGCUCAAUGACCGAGGUCAACCCAUUAUUCAUAACAUCGCGACCUUGCUCGGAUGUAUUCGACCCAACGCAGACGCAGAUUUGCCUCCGCACACAGUGUUUCCUGAAGAUGAGGGCGGCCUAGCCAAGUUGGCCGCAGAGCUGGAAGUCCAUCAACAGGACUCGAAUAUGGUGCCGAUCAAGUCGGAAACGGACUCUACAUAUAAUCGCACAGAAAGAGCAAGCUCAUCUGAACUCGAUCAUUCGGAUUUUGAGCAAGACUACCGGAAAACAAUGAUGAGCAGUCAGAACUUGCAAACACUCUCUCCCCAGAGCUUCACAUCGUAUAACGAUUUCGAUACGAACACGGUUCCCACCGAAAUGGAUCCAUCAGCCAUGUUUCCUGUACAAACCACAACCAACCCGGCGGCAUUUCCAUCUUGGAACAUAGCGCGGCCUACCUCAAUGGGCGGCAUUCCACCACAAUUUAUGCAGCAAAUGGAUUUAAAUAUGGCAGAUAUCAUGCUCAGUCAAGGUCUGGUCGAGUCCGAGUUUGGUACCCUGAAGCCGCAUAUCCUCAAUUGUCCCAACCCAGAAGUCAUGCUUGGAGUGGGUGAUCCAAUGAUCUACUCCGGGUACAGCAUCGAUCCAUUACGCACAUGA
Messenger RNA from Truncatella angustata, 1086 nucleotides. RefSeq lists its product as uncharacterized. Gene Ontology annotation, biological process: regulation of DNA-templated transcription. Gene Ontology annotation, molecular function: DNA-binding transcription factor activity, RNA polymerase II-specific; zinc ion binding. The coding region runs from base 1 to 1086 and encodes 361 amino acids. The record is from RefSeq and is a predicted model, not a curated record. The transcript has 2 exons. NCBI's taxonomy places the organism in Eukaryota, Fungi, Ascomycota, Sordariomycetes, Amphisphaeriales, Sporocadaceae.